Messenger RNA from Penicillium chermesinum, 471 nucleotides. RefSeq lists its product as uncharacterized. Gene Ontology annotation, biological process: tRNA processing; nuclear-transcribed mRNA catabolic process, RNase MRP-dependent; intronic box C/D snoRNA processing. The record is from RefSeq and is a predicted model, not a curated record. The coding region runs from base 1 to 471 and encodes 156 amino acids. Gene Ontology annotation, molecular function: ribonuclease MRP activity. The transcript is spliced from 2 exons. NCBI's taxonomy places the organism in Eukaryota, Fungi, Ascomycota, Eurotiomycetes, Eurotiales, Aspergillaceae. Gene Ontology annotation, cellular component: nucleolar ribonuclease P complex; ribonuclease MRP complex.
AUGGGAGACACCCAAAACACAAAAAUGCCCGGCGCAGAGAAACUCACAGGCUCAUCUAAGCGCAAGGCAUCCGACCCACAAAACUCAGGGAUCCAAUUCACCUCUCGCAACCCCCCAUGGACGUAUCUCAGACUCCAGCUGCACCUGGAUAAUGCCUUGUCGCAGCCAUUAGAUGCGCUGUCUGCAAGGACAUAUCUUUCUUCUGCAUUUUCACAGUACCUAGGACUGACAGGGACGUCUAUCUCAGUCGACAUUCUCAAGGUCGAGCACAACAGCUCCUCGCAGCCUGGGCCCAAGGGGGACUAUGUAUGGAUCCGCAUUCCAUGCGGUGAUGCGGCAGCUGUGGUCGCAGCGCUCAGCUCCUGGGUUGGGGGGAGCAAUGGGUUGAAUUAUGCGUGGAGGGUCUGCGCUAAGGGAAAUUACCUUAGCGCGCUGGCUGCUGGGUCUGGCGCUGAUCUUUUUGUGCCGUGA